Messenger RNA from Quercus robur (English oak), 2777 nucleotides. Its product is annotated as probable protein phosphatase 2C 35. The transcript has 5 exons. Lineage: Eukaryota; Viridiplantae; Streptophyta; Magnoliopsida; Fagales; Fagaceae. The record is from RefSeq and is a predicted model, not a curated record. Bases 930 to 2183 code for a protein of 417 amino acids. Gene Ontology annotation, molecular function: cation binding.
UUCUUUCUAAGUCUGUGAGUAUUGCUUUUUUUUAUUUUAAAAAUUUGACCUUUCCUACUCACUGUUGUUGUGGGUGGGGGUGUUUUUCUUGGAACAUGGGCUUUUUGCAGACAAAUCCACCCAUGCACACAUAGAAUCUCAAAUCUAAACUCUUCUCUCUCUUUCUUGAAAGAAACCUCUGCUUUUGUUGCACCAUCGGUGUGUCUUUCCUUUUGAAAAAUUUGGACUGUUCCUUCUGUUUUUUCUUCCUUAAAGUUUAGUGUUUUUUUUUUUUUUUUUUCUCGAACACACUUCUUUUGUGCUUUCUGAUGUUCUGUUCUUCAUUGAGCCCUGAUCCUGUGUUGUGCCCCCGAAAUACAAAAGGUACAAGUUUUUUUGUUUAUUGUUUUUGGGAAAACCCCACACAACACGUUAUCUUUGUAGCAAGCUGAAGCCAAGCCAUUUGUUUGAUCACAAAACCAAAAUGUCUCAACCUUUUUUCUUUGCUUCUUAUGGGCUUUCUUAAAGAUGGAGUUCUAGUAAUUCGUUUCUUCUUGUAGCACUUGUUUCUUUCCUAACAAUUUUCCUAGAAAACCAUUUUCAUUUCUUUGAAAUAUUAAAAACCCACAUGACUCAAACUUUAAUUUUUCCUUUCAUUACAAGUAGAGUAGCUUUCUGGUUGAAUUGCUACGAAGUCUUUGUUCCUUGACCUUUAUUUCUGAAUCUCUGUUUCUGAAACAUGGGUUUUGCCCAAAAUCACUACAUGGAGACCCUCAAUGUCAAAUUCCAGGGUUACCCAUUUUACCAUUUCAACCAAGAAUUAUGCAUCUGCAACCUUUUAGUCUCAAUCAUUCUCUGUUUCUGUUAGGACUUUUCUCAAACACCUUGGCUGCAGUUUUUAGUUUCUUGGUUUUUGGUCCUUAAAGUUAAAAGUUUUGCUUCUUGAAACCAUGGGCUGUGUCAACGGCAAGUGCUGUAGCGGGUAUCCACCUUCAUCGGGCGGAGACUCCCGAGAUUACAGUUUGCAUGCCAAACACAUACUCACACAAAGAUCCUUGGAGAAAGUCCCUGUUCCCUCACACAAUUUUUAUUUAGAGUACUCUGUUCUCACACAGCGUGGUUACUACCCUGACUCACCUGAUAAAGAAAACCAAGACAGUUUUUGCAUUAAAACCCAGAUUCAAGGUAACCCAAAUAUCCAUUUCUUUGGUGUGUUUGAUGGGCAUGGUCAAUUUGGUACUCAGUGUUCCAAUUUCGUUAAGGAUAGGUUGGUAGAAAAGCUAGCUGAUGACCCUACAUUAGCGGAUGACCCUCUUAGAGCUUUUAAUUCUGCGUUUGCAGAUACUAAUUCUGAGUUACAUAAUAGUGGGAUUGAUGAUUCAAUGAGUGGCACCACUGCUAUUACUGUUCUUGUCAUUGGGGAUACACUUUUCGUGGCAAAUGCGGGUGAUUCGAGGGCGGUGGUUGCAGUUAAGGACGGGAAUAGUAUAUUAGCCCAGGACAUGUCAUUAGAUCAGACCCCAUUUAGGAAAGAUGAGUAUGAGAGAGUGAAGCUUGCUGGGGCCAGGGUUUUGAGUGUUGAUCAAGUGGAAGGGCUUAAGGAUCCGAAUAUUCAGGCGUGGGGUGACGAAGAGUCUGAUGGCGGUGAUCCCCCGAGGUUGUGGGUUCAGAAUGGGAUGUAUCCGGGGACUGCUUUUACGAGGAGUGUUGGGGAUAGUACAGCUGAGAAGAUUGGUGUUGUAGCUGAUCCGGAGAUUUCUGUGUUUCAGCUUACAGCUAAUCAUCUUUUCUUUGUCGUUGCAAGUGAUGGGGUUUUCGAGUUCCUCUCGAGCCAAGCAGUUGUUAACACGGUGGCAAGAUAUACAGAUCCCCAGGAUGCAUGUGCUGCCAUAGCUGGAGAAUCAUACAAAAUAUGGUUGGAACACGAAAAUCGGACAGAUGAUAUUACGAUAAUCCUCGUGCACAUCAAAGGUUUUCCUAAUUCAGGUGCUGGUACUACAGAUGGAUCAAGUGGAACAAGUUUGAGGCCAACAAGGUCCAGAAGAGGAAAUUCUGAGAUAUCAGUUGCCUCUGGGUCAGAAUUCUACUGUUCACUGAGAAGCGAAUCCUCAGACCUACACUCUUUUCAGCAUGUGGUUUCAACAAAUCGAAGCCCGGCUCUUGUUGUUCCAUCUCCGGCACAUCAGAUGCCUUUGGAAUUGUGAUCAGAUUGAAAGGCCUUUAGGAAGCUGCCUCACAUUUUGUCAUUUUUCUUUGGCGCAGGAUGUGAGUUACCCGUGUGUUCUACCAGCAGCAGAAGCAAUUUGUUCGGCAUAUAUGGGAUAAUACUUGGUGACUAAUCUCCAGGCGACACGUUCUAGCGGACACUGAUAAAACUGUUUCUAACCAUGCAAAUAUUCCUUAAGGAGAACAAAAUGUUCUCCCACCAGCUGCAGUUGCACCUGCUAACCCUAAAUAUGAAGCAAUUGGAAAUCAAGGAGGUCUGAUUGGAACUCUAUGAUUGUGUGAUGAUGGAACUUGGAAGUGAAGAUAUCUUUCUUUGCAAUGAAUUCAAGAAAAAAUGUUACGAGGGGAUCAGCUUUGACCAUGUGCAAUUUUAUACUCUUUUGUGAUCCUUUGUCUCGUAAUAUUUACUGACUGGAAAUUGUAAGAGAGGGAGACAUAUGGUGUUAAAAUGUUAAUUGCAUCCCCUAUAUGAUAUUCCAUAUAAUUUGCAUGAAAUUGCAAAUUUAAUUUGAUGGUGUAGGCACAACAUAUGAUACAUAUCUUUAAUUAAUGAUAGAGGAUCUGUGCUGUUA